UCUAAACCUCAUUCAAUGCUAAGAGAGAAACAACCCCAUCGGUAGGAACACAGACCAUCUCGUUCUGUUUUAUUUCUGAAGUUGCGUCUGGUGGUAUUUGAUUAUCUGAAUGGAUUCGUGACUUGCAAAACCUGUAACUUUAUCCGAGCUUGCUAGCAAACUUAGCUAACAAGCCAACUGUAAGGUUUUUCCGUCUCGGCGCCUGCUCCAGCAUUUUGCCGAGCCCGCACCUGCCCAUCUUGUCUUGUCACCAUGGCUACCAGUGAGGGUGUGCGUCUGCGGGUCUUUUCUCUUAACUGCUGGGGUAUCCGUUAUCUCAGUAAGCACUGUGUGGAGCGAUUCGUCAUGAUUGCAGAGAAGCUGAACAGAGAGGACUAUGACAUUGUCCUGCUGCAGGAGGUUUGGAGUGAGCAAGACGUCUUGUACCUGAGGAAGACCCUCGCCAGCACUUACCCACAUUCCCAUCACUUCAAAAGUGGAGUCAUAGGGAGUGGCCUGUCGGUGUUCUCCAAGCAUCGUAUCCAUGACGCCUUCCUGUAUCGGUUCUCUCUCAACGGCUAUCCAUACAUGGCCCAGCAUGGAGACUGGUUUGGAGGGAAGGCGGUGGGAAUGGUGCAGAUGAAGAUCAGUGGGCUGAUGGCUCAUGUCUACGUCACACACCUUCAUGCCGAGUACUGCAGAGAGAAGGAUGGCUACCUGCCCCACCGUGUGGUACAGGCCUGGGAGCUUCAACACUUCAUCCGGCACACCUCAAGAGGAGCUGACCUGGUGAUUGUGGGAGGGGACUUCAACAUGCACGCUCAGGACCUGGGCUUCCGGCUGGUCCGAGCCUAUACAGGCCUCAGGGACUGCUACACAGAGACCGACAGCUUUGACGGAUGUGAGAAUGGCCUCACACUCAUUGCCAAAAACCCCUUCAUCAACGAGAAAGAGCUUGGUCCAUUCGAGAAGGGCAUACGUAUAGACUACAUUCUCUUCAAGGGAUCCAAUGGUGUAGCAGUAAAGUGUGAGUCGUUAAGCACCACCCAGGGCUCCUACCCAGGCCGGGCCUUCCCCCUGUCUGACCACGAGGCCCUGAGCACCCAGCUCCUGCUCCUGCCUUCUGGUACCUCAGCCGAACGCCAGGGGGAGCCAGAGAGCCAGGACGAGGAGGACACAGGCAGGCUGGCCGAGCUGGUGGACCUGGUGACGGAGGCACGGACGGAGGUGAAGGUGGGCGUGCACUGUGCCCAGCGGAAGCGCUACGGCGCGGCGCGGACGGGCGCCAUGGGGCUGGCACUGCUGCUGCUGGAGCUGGCCAUAGCGGCGGUGCCCUGGCUGGCGGCGGCGGCCGCGGUGGCAGAGCAGCCCUUCCCGCGCGGCUCCUUCUACCUGUUGGGGGCGCUGUGCUUCUGUCUGCUGCUCUGCUCCGCCGUGCUCUGGGUCUUUCACAGCACGGAGCUCAAGGCCCUGCAGGGCGCCGACGACCAGAUGAGGAUCGCCAACGCCAGCCUGCAGGAGGAGCUGAAGAGCCGCUCGCCAAACAGUAAGACGCGCCUCCACCCCACCAACAACACCACCACCACCACCACCCACGGGGCCUCGGCAGAAAGCCAGGCCGGCGACCCCACAUGCAAGGAGGAGUGACAUGGACUGAUGGGUAAACCGGAAAAAAAAACGGAACAUGGUUUGAGGACCAGGGCACCUACCCACAACCUUCAACCCUUAACCUCUCUGCUGAAUCAAUUUUAGGCUAUGUGCCCACACACCACCACCACCACCACCACCACCCAUGGGGCCUCGACUGAGAGCCUGGCUGGCGACCCCACCUGCAAGGAGUAGUGACUGCGUCGUCUGCAGGUGCCGGGAGUAAACCGGGGGAGAAAAAAAAACGAAUGUGGUUUAAGGACCAGUUUAAGGACAACCUUCAACCCCCCACCUCUCUGCUGAAUCAAUUUUAGACUGAAUCACAUCCCUGAGGACAUCCCUGGGGCCAAGGCGACAUACCUAACCACAAGGAGUGUCAACUGAAAGAAGUAUAACGUGCUUUACGGACCAGCACACCUUCCCUCCACCCUCCACCCUUUCUACUGAAUCAGUUUACACUGAAUCACUGAAUCACUGAAUCCACGCUGACUCUGCAGACAGUCAGGGCGGCCACCUCACCCCACCCAGAAGGAUUAGACCGCAGAUACUGGUGUUCUGUUGCGAUGACCUGCUUGGUGAAGAUACUGAACUACCAAUUCAGAAAGCCUUUCAACAUAGCUAUGAUCUAAACCAAGGGUGAGCAGCCUUUUUCAUUGGAAGGGCCACUUAAAAUGUGAUAAAAGUCCUCCGAGGGCCGUACUAUGAGCACAAACCAGGAUUUCCCCCUGCGCUAGUAUUUUGAAGACGGCUACCUUUACAACAGACCCCACCUUAACUAGGUCCCCUGAAAAUAUGACUUAUUUGUAUCACAAAUGUAAUUUCAAAGAUAGCUUUACAAAACAUGUCAUAUGAGAAACUGCAUAACAUUGAAAUUAUAUUGGGGGCCCGAUCAUGGGUGGGGAACGUAUGGAUAGGGGAACGUUUACGGCCCUUGAGGCCAUCUUAUCCGGCCCCGAACCAUAGGUUCCCCACCCCAUGAACUAAACCCUGACCCUCACCUCUUGGAGGAGUUACUGCAGUGUGUUGUAAUGGCUUGGUAGCUCAAACUUCAAAAGGUGAGAGGUGCGUGCAAAUCCGAAAAAAGAUUUGGUGCAGGAUAUAAAAGGAUAUAAAAGAACACACAAGAAAGUGAAGAAAUAUCCGCACACCACAAAAGCUUUCUUGUCAUGAUUUAACAAGUGAAAAAUUGGCAACAACGUUUCGACUUGUAAGGUCUUCGUCAGGUGACUGAGCUAAAGAGCGGAUAUUUCUUCCUCUUUCUUGGUACAGGUAGUUAAUCUUGACGAGUAGCUCAUGGCGGCAUAACCGUGGCAUUAAGUAGGGACACGUGAGGGGUUUCUAGCAUCAGCACGCCUACCCACAAUCCUCAACCGUUCUACCUAAUCAGUAUAGACUGAAUCAUAUCCAUGGUUGCUGCCUCUGCCGAGGGAGCCUGGGAUACCAGUUAAUUGAUAUAAUUGGUCUUAUCAUUCUCGGACCCUUGACUUUCCUUUUUUUCCAUGCUGCAUUGUGUCUCAGGAUUCUAGAGGGACCAACUUUUUUCCUGAACCUGUGCUUUGAGCAGGGUGACUUUUUUAUUGAAUGAAUGAGCUGAAUGCCGUAGCGUCUGAGAGACUGACUGCACCAUAAAUGAGCCUCCUUCUCAGGAAUCAUGUUAUGUGUGAUUGUACCAUGACGACAGAAGCAAUGCAGGCUGUGGUAGUUGACCUUUCUCUUAACGUCUCUUCAUGUCUUCCUGAAUGUAGCCCUGCAGGACAGUGGCUUACACACACACACACACACACGUCUCCUUCCUUUUUUAAUCUCUUGUGUCUUUGCCUGCUUUCCCCUCCUUAACAUGUUUUUUUUCUUACCUGCCCAUUUCUUUCAAGCACUUACUCCUCGUAAUGACAGGACUCAGCGCCCCCACCCCAUACUUCAUUACGUCACAAAAUCUCUGGCUUUCAUGUACUGUAUAUUUAUCCCCCCCUCCCCCCUUCUCCACCUGUGCUGUCUGCACCACUUUUAGUCAUGCUCUGUGACUGUGACUGCUGUCAAUGAUCUUUCCUAGGAAGUUUUAACAGUCCUCCUGUAAAUUCCCCGGUUUUAAGUGCAGUGUGUGUAAUCGUCUGGCUUGUACACAUACCGCUUUAUAUACUAUUUAUAUUCAUAUUUGACAGUUAAUUUCAACCCCCAUUGCCAAUAGUAUGAGGAGCAAUACAAUCUUCUAAAGCAUGUCAUAGCAGAGGUGUCAGAAGUAAAAGUAAAAAAUAACAAGCAGUUUCCUUGCAAUGCAGGUAACUUAUCUGGGUAACCAGUAGACCAGUGUACUUGUCUUACGAUCAGCUGACUCCCAUCAAAUUUGUGGUGGUUUUUGUUCUUUUUUUCCCUCAUGUUUUUCGGUAACAACACAGUGUACCUAGCUACCUCAUUCGGUACAACAGAGUAACUAGUGUAACCACUAUGUAAUAUCAUGUGCUGGUUUUGUACUUGCAUCAUGAAUUUACUUUAACUUUUACUUCUGACACCUCAGCAUUAUAGAUGUUGAGUUCCCCAUGACCCCAUAGUUGCUACGUUUCGGUUUACAUGACGUUUUUAAAUCCGAAUUGCUAAUUCAGAACUAAAUAGUUGCUUCGAAUUUGCUUUGGUCUUUCCUUUAAUUCGGAAUUAAGAGGUGUUUACAUGACGUUUUCAAAGAGGAAUUAAGCUUUAUUCAGAAUUAAAUAGAGUUCAUUCCGAAUUCUCAUGUAAAUGUAACCAUUGAUUGGCAUGACAUGGAUGAAUGAGUAUGAGGAUGAAAAUUAGUGGAACACAAAACUCAUUUGUAUACACUGUACUGAAUGUGUUGUUCGACCCAUCACAGUUUGAGGAGUUGUGGUAUCACUGGUGUAUUGGGAUUAAAUGUGUUCCAAAUUAUUAUCCAAAAAAACAAAAUGCUGUUAUCUUCUUGAAGGUUUGUUCAAUAACAUUUCAAUUGUACUGUAGCAGAUUAUGACUGUUAUUUAGGAAAAUUGGUGGAAAAUAUGUUAUAUAUUUGCAUAAUAACGGUAGUUUUUCAUAACUGUCUUUCUAACAAGGGGAGGGAGGGCUUAAUGGUAGAAAAUUCUUUGAACAUGGCUGAUACAAACUUGUGACUGAAAGCAAAAACUUAAAGCAAAAACAUCCCAGAUAUCAAGAUACCUCGAUUAAUUACUUUUCCUUUUUUUCUUGUCCCAGAUUCUUUGUUUUUAAAUCACUGAUGAUGUGUAUUUAAUUUUACUGUACGUGUAACGUGUUUUUAAGAGUUUCUGUACAAUAUUAUCAUAAUAAUAAAAUAACAUUUUUUUUGUGCAUACAUUUAUGCUUUUGAAUGAACACUGCCUUUUGACCAUCCUCCAGUUCAAUACCUACAGCAGAAAACCAAACAAAAAAGGAAAAAUAAAUGGGACUUAACACA
Molecule: messenger RNA, 5041 nt
Organism: Engraulis encrasicolus (European anchovy)
Lineage: Eukaryota; Metazoa; Chordata; Actinopteri; Clupeiformes; Engraulidae
Gene: smpd2b
Product: sphingomyelin phosphodiesterase 2b
Exons: 11
Coding region: 253-1626 (457 amino acids)
Molecular function (GO): sphingomyelin phosphodiesterase activity
Source: RefSeq, a predicted model, not a curated record